Messenger RNA from Myzus persicae (green peach aphid), 2138 nucleotides. RefSeq lists its product as uncharacterized. The transcript has 17 exons. The coding region runs from base 154 to 1986 and encodes 610 amino acids. NCBI's taxonomy places the organism in Eukaryota, Metazoa, Arthropoda, Insecta, Hemiptera, Aphididae. The record is from RefSeq and is a predicted model, not a curated record.
UUCAAAACGUUAUUUGUUUGUAUACAAAUUUAGAACUAAUAGGUAGAAGUAAGAACAUAACGUAAUUCGUAGCAUAGUAGUACAAAAUAUAAAAUACUAUUUGCGUUUUCAUAUAAUUUACUUCCAAAUUAAAAUGUUUAAGAUUUUAAAAUAAUGCAAAAGAAUCUACUUCGACAAGUAAGACAUUUUAAUGAUUAUAUCACAAUGAAUAUUUUCACAAUGUUGUACUUAUUGCCUUAUGUGUUACUUUUGCCGCAAAUAGCGACUACGGCUGCUGUGAUCGGCCAAGGGACAGAAAACGACGUUCAAAAUCUGUUGCUGGAAAAUGAUUCAAAAACCAAUGAAAACGAUGGAUCCACAGCAGUUAUUGAUCAAAAAAGUGCAAGUAAAAAUGAAACACCACCAAAAACAUUGAGUACAGUUUUCAAAAUAAUCUCAAGAGGAAACGAACUUAAAAAUCAAUAUGGUUUCAUAAUACCGAAAUUGGCAUCUAUGAUGCUAAAAGGUUUGUCAAUGAAUCCAUUCAGACUUAUGAGCUUUUUGCCGUAUAUCAUGCUGGCAUUACAAAAGGCAAACGCACCUCCAGCGGUUAAACAAAGCAGCACUCAGAUACUUGAACUCAGCAACACAAAUCUCGCAUCGGUACUCGAAUAUCCUGAACUGUUCAGGAAAAUUUUUUCGAAAGAAGGCAGCAGUAAAUUGGCAGUUGAUUCGUUAAAAAUGUUAGCAGGUCAAGAACCUAGUGCUGACAUAGAUAAACUGAUAAACGAAAUAGAAAACCACGCAACCGAUAUAAAAGACGGCAAGAUUGGGAUUAAAGGUCAACAACUUGUUGAUUUUCUUGAAAAUUCUGAAACUUUCAAAAAGUUAUUCCAAACGGACCAACUUACAAUCAAAAGUCUGAACUACAUGAACGCUUAUAUGAAUUCUUAUUUAAGCACAGACGUUAAAAAUAUAAAAGAUGAAGUGUUGACCGAAAUGCAAGACAUAAAAAAUACUCGUCAAAAAAAUCAAAAUAUGAGUAAUAACUCUGUCAAAGAAAUGGUACGAGGGACAUUUUCAGACGGUGUAACAGCUUUUUUCAAAGUUGGGCAGAAAAAAAUGAAUGAAAAGUUACAAAGUUUAAGUUCAGACGCUGACAAAAAUGUUGCUGAUUGGAAAAAAAAUUCCGGUAUGCCAAUAAGUUUAUCAAUGGACGCUUUAAAAUUCAUGUGUUUACUAACUUAUGUUAUGCUUAUUGUGAAAAAAGAAAAUAUGAUUCCAGAGAUAGGAAAAGACAACGGCUCUAUAUCAGGGUUAAAUACCGAAAGAAUAAUUGAUAUGCUCAAUAAUAACGAAAUGAUGGCGAAAAUAUUUCCACUUGAUAAUCAUUCAAAUGUCAGAGUAGAAAUGUUAAAGUUCUUAGGUGGUCCAGAAGUCAAUGUAAUAGAUAAUCUUGUCGCUGAACUGCAAAAAAUUAAAAACGCAAAGGGUAGUGAUCCUGCCCAAAACAAAUUAACUAUAUUUGAUGUUAUACAAAACAUCGAGUUAUUUAAAAAGUUAUUUGCAAUGAAAGAGUAUGCAGAUGUGAAAAUUAAAAGUUACUUGGGCGUAGACUUCAGUCAACUUAAAAACGAGAUCGUAGAUGAAAUGAAUAAAAAUAAUGAUCAAGAAACUAGUGUUUUAAGUUCUGUCGUUCCCAAGUCAGUAGCCAACGCGUUAAUGGCUGUAUAUACGGUUGGCGUAAGAAAAGCAAACGAUCAAAUGGAAAGUGUCAACGUAGAUAUCCAAAAGGAAGCCGAUCGAAUGACGAAAACUCCUGGCUCGUCCGAAACCGAUGGUACUACAGCGGGAUUAUUCCGAAAAGCCAUAAAUAUGGCACCCAAAUCAGUUCUGUACGGUCUAGCAGGAGGGAAGGUGGCGGCUAACAGAUUCAGUAGUUUCUUUAAGAAGACAAACAGUGGUGCGCCUACUAACAACGAAGUGGCUGUUACAUCAAACAAUUGAAAAUGUCAUAGAAAUGGAUUUUUAAAAGAGUUUUUAAGUUCGUCAUUUAUUCAGAUAAAAUUAGUGACAUUUUUCUUAUUAAAUGAAAAACAUCAACAUUCAACUUAAUUUUUAUUAAUUCAUCAAUUUUCAUCAACAAUUUUUUUUAAGUU